AUGGAAGAAAUAUCGCAUGAAAAGAAUGUGGUUCCAGGUUCUUACGUUAUCCUGGAAAACGUAUUUGGACUCAUGGGAACAGUAAUAUGGUCAUUUCAAUUAGUUCCGCAAGUUUAUAAAAAUUGGCGAAGAAAAUCCACGAGAGGACUUUCUCAAAUGAUGAUUCUUCUAUGGACGAUAUCCAAUGUGUUUUAUGGAACAUACGCGAUAGUCUUAAAUUUGUCGAUUCCCUUAAUAAUCCAGCCACAACUCUUUGGAAUUAUUUGUUUGUUUGUUGAUAUGCAAUUUUUAUAUUACGAUUCACCAAAACUUAAAGGAAAUAAAGUAAAAAAUGUAACAUUAUUCAUAUUGUCGGCGCUGCUCUUUGCCGGAUGUGAAGUUGGUUCCGUUUACGGAAUUAGAGAAGCGAAUGCGACAAAGAUCAGGUGGCCUGAAAAGGUUUUCGGAAUCGUAUCGCCAGUUUUAUUGAUUUCCGGAUUUGUGCCGCAGUACAUCCAAAUAUAUAAGGAGAAGCAUGUAAUUGGGAUUUCAAUGAUAUUUAUGGCAUUAGAUAUGGCAGGAGCCUUGUUUUCUGUUCUUAGUUUAGUUUUCCGACCACCCCCAUUUGAUACAAUAGCAUCAUUAACUUACAUAUCGGUAUUUGUAUUAGAUGGUUUAAUUGUGCUAUUGUAUUACUUUUUAAACUGGUUUCAUGCAAGGAAAAAUCAUAAUGAUGAAGAAUUUAUGGUAUAUAAUUAG
This is a messenger RNA of Funneliformis caledonium, 738 nucleotides long. NCBI's taxonomy places the organism in Eukaryota, Fungi, Glomeromycota, Glomeromycetes, Glomerales, Glomeraceae. The record is from the annotation of a GenBank genome assembly.